UAAAUUACUAGAUUUAUUAAUUUGCCGAUUAGCAAAUUAUCAUUAAAAAAUAUAUCGUUUUGACCGAAUGGUAUAAACUUAUAAGUAUAUAUAAAACAGUGUAGCAAAUUAAAAAACGCAAUAUUGUACACUGUUAAUAACUCUCAAAAAACUUUUAACCUCUACCUAAUAAAAAGAAGCUAUCCUUAUAUGCAACUUCGGUACCUCAAUUUUUUAGCAAAAUUUUUUCAACUAGAUUAUGAUUAUUCCCAAAUUAUUGGUUGCAUAUAACUACUAAUAACGUGGAAAUUAAUAAAAACUUUUAAAUCAUGUUCUUAGGAUAUUUUUUAAUUUUACUCACAUAGAUACGAAUUUAGGUAAUUGCCAAUGGGGACCUGCGUUUGUACCUUUAGGUUCGUACACAAUUAGUCAUUGCAGACAUUUAAUUUGUCAUCUGGGCGGUAUAAAAACUAUAACCGAGUAAGUAAAAUUUUAUCAUAUAAAAAUAUCCAUUAUACAGAAUGGCAAAAUAUUUUUUGAUAUAACGCUUGCAUUGUAAAACAAAAUAAACUGAGUAAAAGACCUUUACUAUUUUGUAAUUUUUGCAAUAGUAUAAUUAAUCAAUUGUUAAUUUUUAAAAUAAUCGAAUUUGCCAAAUGCAAGUGCGCCACAAGAUAGACUUGUUUAGCAAAAAGCGCGUUUGCCAUCGCUAGACACACGGGUUAGUUUUGUGCUUAUACAUUGCAAAUAACAUCUUUAUAAAUUAAUAACUCGUUAAUUAUUGGUAAAAUUGCAAAAUGGUAGACAGUUUUUUUUACUUAGUCUAGCCUGUUCUAUCUCUAUGCAAGCGUUAUGUUACAAAUUUUCUGUCCAUUCUGCACUGAUAGAAAAGAAUGGUUAACUCAAAUAAAUAUUAAUUUAAAUAGCAAUAUCAUAUUUUAUAGAAAAUAAAUAAUAUUUAUUUCAAAUAAGAAAUAUUUUCUAAAUUAUAGAAAGUAUUACUUGUUUUAAAUAAGUGUUAUUGAUUUUCUAUAAAAUAUGUUAUUGGUACUAUUAAAAUAAAUAUUUAUUUGAGUUAAGUAUUCUUUUCUGUCAGUGUGUCCAUUUUCUUUUCCAUCUCACAAACUGACAGAGAUAUAUCUAACAAAAUAAUAUCAAAUUAAGUAGUUUGAUCUAAUAAUUACCAUCACUUUCUCAUGAUAAAAAAUUUAUAUAAAAGUACCACAUUUAUAUAUGAUCAAUGCUAAUGUAAUUUUUAUAUUAAAUUUCUUUUUUUGUUAGCAGUACAACAAAAAAUACCAUCUGCAAUACGUGCGGUUCGGCUUUUUUCCACUCGCGCGGGUAAACGCACCCGUGCUAAAAAAGCCAACUUUUCAAACUUUACACAAUGUACUAUUUUGUAAUCUGAUUUUAUUUCGUUUUCUUCCAGAUGUCCACGCUUAAGUUGUCCAUCAGGUGAAUUACUUAUUGGUCAUAAGAUCAGAGAUAUUAGAAGAAAAUAUCCAGAUUGCUGUGAACAACCCAUUUGUAUUCCUUAUCACGAGUAUUCUCCACUAGCCCCACAAUAUUUAGACAUUCAAUUAGUAAAACGGGAUUAAAUAACGAGAAAUAUCCCUAUUAUUAUUAAUGUUUGUACUUUUUUAAAAGAAAAUAAUUGCUUAUAAAAGCAUACACUGCAUUGACUUUUCUAUAAGUAACAAGAAAUAGAUAUUGAAAUAUCUCGCGUUGCCUUUGUUAAGAUUUCUUGCAAACAAAUUUCCAUUUAAGUUAUAGAAAUAGUUUUUUGUAUUGAGUUUUGUAUAUUGUAAAUUCAAAUAAAGAUAAUUUGAAUAUUUAUUUUUCCCGGUUUAUUUUCUCUAGUUGUAAAACGCAGUGUUUAAUUUACGAGUAUAUUGUUGAGCCAAAUGUUGACUUGAUCUUUUUUUCUUCUUAUCUUCUUGUCGCGUGCAAUAUCGCACAUUUUGCUUUAUGCCUUUAUUCAUAUAGAAGUCGAAAUGUUUUUCUAAAGAUCACGCCAUGAAGGAGAGAGAAAUGAAUAUAAAAGUCCCCUCGUUUUUAAAUUAUUUCUUUUUGCUGGUGAUCCUUUAAGCAAAAAAGAGAUGAAAGGUUACAUCUGCGCGAUCUUAUUUCUAAUGUGUGGACUAGAUCACUUUGCUACGCAAGUACAAGGUAAUUGCCAAUGGGGAGAACAGAUUAUAAGCGUAGGUUCGUACAACCUCCUUUCAUGUAAGCUUUUAACUUGUCACCUGGGCGGUAUAACAACUGUAAAAGAAUGUCCUUCUUUAACUUGUUCUACAGAUGAAGUAUUUGUUGGUUAUACUAAUAAUGCUGGGUCAGAAUUUCCAGAUUGCUGUCCACAAGCUCUUUGUAGAAAACGGAACUAGGAUCACAAUAUGCAGUCAAAAUAAAAUUAAUAAAUUGGGAUUAAAUAACGAGACAUACAUCUCUAUUUGAAAUUAUUUUUAUAAAUAAAUAUCAUUUCCUUAUUUAUAUUUAUCAAAAUACUUUAUUUCUUCACGCGCUUAUUGUUCAUUAGAAAAAAUCAAUCACCUCUCGUGAAUAAAAUUGUCAGAUGUUUAACAUUUUCAUUAA
Monomorium pharaonis (pharaoh ant) is the source of this 2571-nucleotide messenger RNA. RefSeq names its product venom peptide HsVx1. The record is from RefSeq and is a predicted model, not a curated record. The coding region runs from base 2079 to 2363 and encodes 94 amino acids. Lineage: Eukaryota; Metazoa; Arthropoda; Insecta; Hymenoptera; Formicidae. The transcript is spliced from 3 exons.